Messenger RNA from Metschnikowia bicuspidata var. bicuspidata NRRL YB-4993, 1764 nucleotides. RefSeq lists its product as uncharacterized. Gene Ontology annotation, molecular function: protein binding. Lineage: Eukaryota; Fungi; Ascomycota; Pichiomycetes; Serinales; Metschnikowiaceae. Gene Ontology annotation, cellular component: RSC-type complex. The record is from RefSeq and is a predicted model, not a curated record. Gene Ontology annotation, biological process: chromatin remodeling. The transcript has a single exon. Bases 1 to 1764 code for a protein of 587 amino acids.
AUGCGCCGUGCUACCAGACCAGCGCUGUCCGAAGGCCACGCAGACAAAAAAGCCAAGCUCCUGCCGCAGCCGUUCCGCGAGUUCCUCGACUCCUUGGACCUGUUGCAGGACGCCGCCGGCUCCCGGCUCUUGGUCACAGCCUUUGUCAAGUUGCCCCUGAAAAAAUUGUACCCCGACUACUACGAGCUCAUCGACACGCCCAUCUCGCUCAACGAGAUCCUGAAGAAAGUGGCGCGGGACGCGUACGCGACGGCCGACGAGCUCGUGGCCGACUUCGGGCUCAUGCACGCUAACGCCGUCAAGUACAAUGACCCCGACUCGUGGAUCGUCGAGGACGCCGCCAGGUUGCUGGCGCACGUGCAAACGCACGCGCCGCACGCGGGCUUGGCCGCGCCGCCGGCGCCGCCCGCGGCCGAGUUGCCGAGGAUCUGUGGCGACGUGUUGGACGAGGUGAUUGGCCAUGAGUUCCCCGGCGAGGGCCAGCUCAGCGGGCCGUUUUUGGACGACGUGGACCCGCAGGAGUACCCCGACUACUUCAAGGUCAUCGAGCGGCCCACGUCGUUCACGGACGUGCGGGCCAAGGUGGCUCUGGGCGCGCUUUUCAGCAGCGCCAAGCUGCUCGCAGAGAACUUGGCCGCCUUCCACGACGCCACGAUGUUGAUUUUCGCCAACGCGCAGGCGUACAACGACCCGUCCUCGCUCAUCCACGAGGACGCGGAGAAGUUGCGGCUGUUGUUCUCGGAGCGCUUCGCCGCGCUCCAGAACGAGCUCGGGGGCGACGGCGCGGGCUUGAAACUCUCUGUGAAAGCGCCCAAGGAGCCCGUCCGGCUCAAGUUGAGCUUGAAGGGCAAGCCGCCGGCUGCCGCGCCCGCCGCCGCGGCCGCGGCCGCGCUCAACCCGGGCGACCCGCCCAAGAAAAGACGGGGCAGAAAGCCCAAGAAGCUCAUUGAGGAGGAGCAGCGCUUGGCGGCGCUCGAGGCUGCGCGGCUCAAGGCGGAGCAGGGCAUUGUGGACGAAGCGGCAGACGACGGCGGCGGCGAGAACGCGGACGCCGAGGCGCUUGCGCCGCUGGAGCUGUGCGCCAUGGGCAAGCUGAAGACCAUUCCCUCCAGCGACGACGUGUUCAUCCGGCGCGUGGCGUUCUCGUCGUCGCUGAGCGCCGCGUCGCCGAUCUUGGACACGUUGGCGUCGCAGCCGCAGCAGCAGCUCAUGAAGCCGCAGCUUUUCACCAGGGCGCUCUACCCGGAGGCCCCGCUCUUGAACACGGCCACUUUCUUCGAGUACCACUUCGAGCCCCUCGGGUACUCCACGAAGGCGUACAGCAUCACGCUACCCCGCGAGGCCACGCCGGUGGUCAACUUCCGGGUGGCGUUGCACGAGCUCAUCUACAACAUCAAGCGCGACGACUUGGUCGACGGGCAAGGGCUUCUAAAAGGCAAGGCCGAGGAGGACUUCAUGUGCUCGUUGCACCUCAACGAGGAGGAGAUUGACAACGGGUGCGAGAUGACCGAGGAGACGGACGCACGCGACAGCAGGACGAAGCUGCUCAACUUGACGUACGAAUUGAAGCUCAACUACGGGCUCAACAUGAUCAACUUUGAGUUGAGGCUCUCGCCAAGCUUGUCCAAGAGCUUGAAGAAGAAGAGCGUUGCGGAGGAGCCGGCCGAGAUGGCCGGCCGCCACACGAGGCACCAGAUGCAGCAGAUCAAGCUCAACUGGGACGUGGAGAAGUUCACGCUCUUUGUCGUGUCGCACAGCUCGUGA